AUGGCGAGGGGCUUGGGGCAUAUGAUCGGUAUCCUAGUUCGGGGCUUUGAGUGCGGACUCGACAUCGAACUGGAUCAUCUGCUCAACUUGUUGGAGAUCAGAAGGGCUCCAAAAGGAGGUAGAUUUUAUAUCUCCAACAAGUCCAAUCGUUGGAUUAUAGGCGGUUUCCCAAGCAAGGAUCAGUUUUGGACCGAGUGCUUCUUCUAUGUCUUGGUGAACGAGGCGUCGGUGGGCGAGGACUUUGUUCGAAAAACCAAGACCACUUGGGGACCACUUGUUCGAAGCAUUCUUCCUUCCGUUUCUAACGACCUCUUCACUGUUCGAGACACCCUUGCGGCUCAGAGAGUCAAUUGGAGGAAGCACUUCACGUUUGAGAGAGUGGAAAGAGCGCGAGCCAUUUUCACCGGGGUAUCUGUUAGCUCUUCAUCUUUGAAUUCUUCAGGGGAUACAAGAGAGAAGAUGGUGGUCAUCACUCUUAGAGACAGUAAGAGGCGUGAAGCCGAAGAGGCUGCCAAACGAGCCGCCGAGGCGGCUCAAACGGAGGCCAAGGCUGUUACUCGAGACAAUCUGCCAAGCCGUGAAGGGGAAGACGCGACCCGAGCUACGGAGACAAAUGUCACUGAGGCGAUUAAGAAGGGGGUGGCGCCCGAGGUGGAACCGGGUGAGAUCAUCCCCGAGGUAUCCAGAGAGGAUUCCGCGGCUCAGAGCAAGACGCCGUCCAACUCGAAAGACAAGCCGUCCAAGAAGAAACGCAAGCCAGUGCCCGGUGAUCACGCGUCGCGCAAGCCGGUCGUUGACGACCCAGAUGCCUCAGCAGUGAUGUUUUUGCGUGUUAAUAAUGCCAACACGUGUCUUCCUCCUCCCGAUCAGCUGAGUAGACCGAGAUCCUACGGCGCGAUGGCACAGCGCGACAUCAAGUUUGUGGCAGCUAUCAACGAGCUAAUGGCUGAGAACGAGUCGGAUUUGUCCAAGGUUGAAAGUCGUCUAGAUGAGGCUUCGAGUGAGACUGCGACAGCGAAGGGAAAGCUGGACGAGGCGAUGGUCAGUGUCAAGAGGCUAGAAGAGGAGAAGAUAGCUCUUCGUGCUGAUGUUGACAAGGUGUCAUCCACAGUCACUUGCCUCGAGGAGGCCAGGAGAGCCAAAAGCGCCAAGGUGGCGUUGCUCUAG
Eutrema salsugineum is the source of this 1167-nucleotide messenger RNA. RefSeq lists its product as uncharacterized. Bases 1 to 1167 code for a protein of 388 amino acids. The record is from RefSeq and is a predicted model, not a curated record. The transcript has 4 exons. NCBI's taxonomy places the organism in Eukaryota, Viridiplantae, Streptophyta, Magnoliopsida, Brassicales, Brassicaceae.